GCGAAUUUGUCGUCAACUCAUGGAAGAACUGCAAGAAUGCUAAAUUUAUAUGAAUGCAGGAAGCGCAGUGCACAAUGUGCUUGGCUUUUAACCCGUCCGGCACUGAAGCCUAGCGGGAUGAAUAGGACACCAACGAUGUCCCGUACUCGACCAAUCCUCUUAUUGGCCACAAAAUAUUCGUCCAGCUCAGCGAAGGAGGAUGGCGAAAAUGAACGCAAGUUGAAGAUAGGAAAUGCAAUAGAUACCCUGCAAACGACACUCCCUUAUUUCUUUCGCGACGGUCUUGCGGAUCAUCAUAUGUACCACCCGCACAUCCUGUUACAUGAUCCACAAUACACCAAGAUUCGUAUACAUGGAAGAACCGCAUACAUAGGGGUUUCGGAAAUGCUGCGGUAUAGCGUCGACCUAUACUAUAGAGAUAUCACCUUUGAAAUACUAAAUAUGCGAGUAAUGGAUGAUACGAAACAAUCCCCAACACGGUUACAAGUGCGAUGGCAGCUGGAGGGCUUAUCUCGUGCUAGUGCAGUCAUGUCGUCUGGAGCAGUCACCAAAUCGACCUUUGAAGGAGUGUUUCAAUAUACCUUUGACGCCUCAGGAGACAUUUCGGAACACCGAAUAGAAAGUAUUAACCCAGCUCCCAGUCGCCGAGUUAUCUUUUUGCACGGAAUAGGCGGUAGAAUACGAGCAUGGUGGGAGAGAAGGAGACUCCCAGAACUAAGUCCAGGUAUGGGAUGUGUAUCCCACACUGACCAUUCGAUAACAGCCAAUUUAGAAAAGGCCCAGUCAUAGCCUGCAUACUCAUUUUCCCUUGUAAAAAUAUAUAAAGUAUAGCCCGGUAAACUCACGGCAGAACUCAUGA
Molecule: messenger RNA, 859 nt
Organism: Umbelopsis ramanniana AG
Lineage: Eukaryota; Fungi; Mucoromycota; Umbelopsidomycetes; Umbelopsidales; Umbelopsidaceae
Exons: 2
Coding region: 37-789 (250 amino acids)
Source: RefSeq, a predicted model, not a curated record